Fusarium pseudograminearum CS3096 is the source of this 1359-nucleotide messenger RNA. RefSeq lists its product as uncharacterized. The transcript has 4 exons. Gene Ontology annotation, molecular function: oxidoreductase activity, acting on the CH-CH group of donors; flavin adenine dinucleotide binding. The coding region runs from base 1 to 1359 and encodes 452 amino acids. The record is from RefSeq and is a predicted model, not a curated record. Lineage: Eukaryota; Fungi; Ascomycota; Sordariomycetes; Hypocreales; Nectriaceae.
AUGUCUGCGCGAAUCCCAGCCAUUGCUGCCAACCGCGUCAGCGAUGCUGCCAAGAAGCAGCUUGACCUUGUCGCCAAGUUUGUCGAGGAAGAAUGCAUUCCUGCCGACCCUGUAGUGGAAGCCCUUGCUGGCGAGGGCGAUGCCCGCUGGGAAGGACACCCAUCCAUCAUUGAGGAUCUGAAGGAGAAGGCCCGCAAGCUCGGUCUCUGGAACAUGUUCCUUCCCAAGGGCCAUUACAAGGAGUCUCCUGGCUGGACUAACCUUGAAUACGGUCUCAUGGCCGAGUGGCUCGGUCGCUCACACGUCGCGUCCGAGGCUUGCAACUGUGCUGCCCCUGAUACAGGUAACAUGGAGGUUCUGGCCAAGUACGGCAACGACGCUCAGAAGGCCCAGUGGUUGAAGCCUCUCAUGGACGGCAAGAUCCGCUCAGCUUUCCUCAUGACAGAGCCCCAGGUCGCUUCCUCAGAUGCUACCAACAUCGAGUUGAGCAUCCGUCGCGAGGGUAACGAGUAUGUUCUCAAUGGACAGAAGUGGUGGUCUAGCGGUGCUGGUGACCCACGAUGCAAGAUCUACAUUGUCAUGGGCAAGACAGAUCCCGAUAACAAGGACCCUUACCGCCAACAAUCCGUUAUUUUGGUGCCUGCUGAGACACCCGGUAUUACUAUCAACCGUAUGCUCAAGGUCUACGGUUUCGAUGAUGCGCCCCACGGUCACGGACACCUUACAUUCAACAACGUGAGGGUACCUGCCUCUAACCUUGUCCUUGGAGAGGGACGUGGAUUUGAGAUUAUCCAGGGCCGUCUCGGACCUGGCCGUAUCCACCAUGCUAUGCGCAGCAUUGGUGCUGCUGAGCGCGCUCUUGACUGGAUGCUACUCCGAGUCAACGACGAGUCCAAGAAGCCAUUCGGCAAACUCCUCCGCGAGCACGGUGUCAUUAUUGAAUGGAUCGCCAAAUCUCGUAUCGAAAUCGACGCUGCCCGUCUCAUUGUUCUCAACGCAGCCAUCAAGAUGGACGACCUAGGUCCCAAGAAGGCCCUCAAGGAGAUCGCUGAAGCAAAGGUUCUCAUUCCCCAGACAGCUCUUACUGUUAUCGACCGUGCUAUCCAGGCCUACGGUGGUGCGGGUGUCUCUCAGGAUACCCCACUGGCGUACAUGUGGGCUGGUAUUAGAACGCUGCGACUCGCUGAUGGACCAGAUGAGGUGCAUCUGCAGCAGAUGGGACGCAACGAGAACAAGCGCAGCGCGGAGGCAACUGCUACGAUUAAGAUGCAGAGAGCCAAGACUGAGGAGUUGUUGAAGGCUUAUGGUGUCGAGAGACUUCAGCCCGGCGCUAGAAUACAGCACAAGGCUAAGUUGUAA